Molecule: messenger RNA, 1038 nt
Organism: Brettanomyces nanus
Lineage: Eukaryota; Fungi; Ascomycota; Pichiomycetes; Pichiales; Pichiaceae
Exons: 1
Coding region: 1-1038 (345 amino acids)
Cellular component (GO): cytosol
Molecular function (GO): NAD binding; glyoxylate reductase (NADPH) activity; hydroxypyruvate reductase [NAD(P)H] activity
Source: RefSeq, a predicted model, not a curated record
AUGUCUACUGCAUCUAAAUCAUUAACAGUCCUCCGGUUUGGACCUACCCGAUUCGCUCAAUCUGCCUGGAAUGACUUGAUUUCCAACUAUCACGUUAAAGUGGUGGAAAGUGAGGCUCACAAUAGAGAAGAGUUCUUGAAAGAGUUGAGAUCGGGAAAAUUUGCAGACGUUGAUUGUGUGACAAGGACUUUUGAGAGUGUUAAGAAAACGGGACUGGUUGAUAAGGAACUUAUUUCUGAGUUGAAAAAGUACACGCAGAUUAAGGUGUUAUCUCAUAAUGGUGCCGGAUACGACCAGGUGGAUGCAGUUUCUUGCGGAGAGCAAGGAAUUCAAGUUUCCAAUGUUAUAGGCCUUGUGGAUGCUGCUACUGCAGAUACCCACAUCUAUUUGCUUCUCUCUGCAUUGAGAAACUUUCAGCUUUCUACCAUCAAUAUGCGGGAUGGUAAAUGGCCUACCGCCAAGUGUGGAGGAACUCCUAUUGGCCACGAUCCUGAGGGAAAAACUUUGGGUAUCUUGGGUAUGGGAGGUAUUGGUAGAGCCAUUAGAGACAGGAUGAAGCCAUUUGAUUUGAACAAAAUUAUCUAUCAUAAUAGACAUCAAUUGUCCUCAGAGCUCGAAGGAGAUGCCGAAUUCUGCCCUACUAAGAAGGAGUUGUUUGAACAGGCUGAUAUCAUCUCCAUUAGUGUUCCUUUGAAUGGUCACACCCAACAUAUGAUCAAUAAAGACACUAUAUCUCAGAUGAAAGAUGGCGUGGUAAUAAUCAACACAGCCAGAGGUGCAAUCGUUAAUGAGCCCGAUUUAAUUGAUGCUUUAAAAUCAGGUAAAGUGGCCUCUUUUGGCUCAGAUGUCUGGGAAAACGAGCCAAAUCCUGAUUCUCAACUAUAUAUGUUGCCUAACGUAGUGGCUCUUCCUCACAUGGGAACCCAUACUUUCGAAACUAUGAAGGCCAUGGAAGAAUACGUUGUGAAAAAUGUGGUCCAUUACAUCGAAACUGGUAGAGUUUUGGCCAUGGUUCCCGAAUUAAAGCAUAAAUUUUAA